ACAUGUGAAGCUUCACGAAAAGCACUAUCUCACUUUCUCUCUCUAUUCAAUGUUUAUAAAAUUAAAGGCUCUUUCUUCUUAAUAGUCAAGAUAACACAACACAAGACAACGUUGUUGUUUUCGUUUCUUUUUCCUCUGUUUUCUUUACUCUCUUCCAAACAACAACAUGUCUUCAAUCUCACACGGUCUUGUUUUAACAACAGCCAUGCUUCUUUCAACCACCGUUCUUUACCUUACUUUCUCUAAGCAAAAAUCAUCAUUUCAAAUUCAUGAAACUUCUAAUUCCAACAACAAACCGAUUCUACGAUCUUGCUUAUACUCAGAGGAAAAGAAGAGAGAAAAAAGAAGGAAGAAGAAAAAGGUUAAGUUUUCCGAAAAUGUGAUGGUGAAGGAAGAAGAAAGUGAAAGUAAUGAGGAAAUUAAGGAAAAACAGGAGAAGAAGAAAAACAGAUUAUCGAUAAAUAAAUGCAGAAAUGGAAUUCAUGAAGAACGUGGAAUGCCAGCUAAUAGAAUUGCUUUGUAUAAUGGAAUUUUGAGAGAUAGAGUUCAGAGAAUGGGGUAUUGUCAUUGAUCAUCGUGAGGAUUUUAAAAAUGGUCCGCGACUGCGAAAACUGCUGCGAUAAAACAGGAUGAUCAGAUAUCGAUACUAAUAUCAAUGGUAUGGUUAAUUUACACAGCGACGGCCGUAACAACUAAAUUGAUCGAAAUCGUGAAAGCCUUGUGAAAAAAAUUAGAAGUUAGAACAUGGGAGUGAAUUUUCAGGGUAUAGAACUACUCUGUUUUUUUUUUCUUUUAUUUUUUAUUUUAUUUUAUUUUUUAGAAGGGUGUGUUGGAAAUAUUUGAAGUCCAAAUUGAUCGAAAAAUGGUUGGGAGUUAUAGAGAGGAUAUUUUUGUAAAUAAGGUGAAGAAGUUGGAGAAAAAUCUAAUGUAUUCUUGUGGUUGUAAAUAGUUCCUUAGUCUUUGUCCAACUCAUACAAUUUUAAGAGUGAAAUUAAUGUAUACCAAUAUCAAUAAUUGAAUUAUUUGUUUUUUCUUCUCAA
Messenger RNA from Vicia villosa (hairy vetch), 1040 nucleotides. RefSeq lists its product as uncharacterized. The coding region runs from base 167 to 571 and encodes 134 amino acids. Lineage: Eukaryota; Viridiplantae; Streptophyta; Magnoliopsida; Fabales; Fabaceae. The transcript is spliced from 2 exons. The record is from RefSeq and is a predicted model, not a curated record.